CGUGGAUGACGUCGAGCUGACCUGUUUACGGACAGCUGCGGGGGUGGUUCGGGGUCACGGGGUCUGUGACCUCCUACCGGUAUCGUCAUGGCGGGCAGCGACAUGAGUGUGGACGACAUCUACGAGAGGUUGCGUCUGUCGUUCCCGUUUGUGCACGUGCGGCGCGCCGACGCGCGGGACACGCCGGAACUGGCCCGCCUCCUGCUCAGCCUGGCCAGACACGUGGACGAGACGGGUGUCUCUCGCAGCGUGGCUUCCGAGCUGCAGACGGAGCAGAGGCGGCUGGCGCAGCAGCUGCAUGGCUACCACGCCACGCGCCUGCUACACACCCUGCUGGAAGAGAUGGCGACCGGACUUUCGGCGGCUGGCGACCACACCGACCACCAGCAGCUGGCCGCCUACCAGACGGCCGGCCAACAGUUCACGGCGCUGGCGCAACGCUACCGCCAGCUGUGCCGCGAGCUGGACCACCAGCGCUGGCUCAUCGCCGAGAUGGACGCGCUUGCCGACGACUCCAGCGCGGCCACCGCCGCCGCCGCCGCCGAAGGCGGCGCGGAGCAGAUGGACUAG
This is a messenger RNA of Pollicipes pollicipes, 570 nucleotides long. RefSeq lists its product as uncharacterized. The record is from RefSeq and is a predicted model, not a curated record. Gene Ontology annotation, molecular function: microtubule minus-end binding. Bases 88 to 570 code for a protein of 160 amino acids. Gene Ontology annotation, biological process: centrosome cycle; spindle assembly. The transcript has 5 exons. Gene Ontology annotation, cellular component: HAUS complex. Lineage: Eukaryota; Metazoa; Arthropoda; Thecostraca; Pollicipedomorpha; Pollicipedidae.